UUGACUGUGGCUGUACAGUUUCCAGUGGUGAAAAAAGAGAAAAAUAAAAUCGAAGAAGAAAAACCGGCUGAAAUUGGUAAGAUUCUAUGAUGAAAAAUUGUAUAGAUUCUGUCUUUGUUUUUCAGAAAAUCAAGAGCCACCGGAAAAAUGGUCCAUCGGAAAUUCGGUAAUUUUUGCAUUCACAGUCAUCACAACAAUUGGCUAUGGACAUAUUGCACCAGAAACUUUCGAAGGUCGACUUUUUUGUAUUUUCUAUGGUCUGAUAGGUGUCCCAUUUACACUUUUAACAAUCGCCGAUCUCGGAAUGUUUCUCACAAAAAUCUUGAGAAGUGUGUUAACUUUAUCGAAAAAAUCAGCGGAUUUUUUGUUGUCCAAAUUUUCGAAAAACACGUCGGCUAGAUCUACCAAAUCUUGCGAGAAAGAUAAAAAGAGUAUUGAAAAAAAUGAAGAAAAAAUUGAGGAAGAAGAAGAAGCUGAACCCGAGGAAAAAGAAGAAUCUGAACCGCGAAAAACUGAAGAAUCUGUAGCUUUGGGCAUCACAUUUGCUUGCUAUUUAUUGGCUGGAGCAAAAAUUCUGUCGGUUUACGAGCCAGAGAUGAAUUUCUUCAAUGCACUGUAUUUCAAUUUUGUCACAUUGACAACAAUUGGACUUGGUGAUUUUGUGCCAAAAAGUUUUGAUUAUCUUUUUAUUACAUUGGUUUAUAUUGGAAUUGGUUUGGCAUUGACAACUAUGGCCAUUGAAAUUGCCGCCGAUUUAUUGAAGAAAAUACAUUAUGCUGGAAGGAAAAUGGAAAAUGUUGCGAGUGCUGUCGUUUGGUUUGGUGGAAAAAAGUUAGUUUUUGGGAAAAUUCUUUUUUUUUGUAAAAAACCACAACAAAAAGUUAGUUCUAGACCAACAUUCUUCACUGAGAAUAAAAAGAUACUGUAG
Messenger RNA from Caenorhabditis angaria, 928 nucleotides. The record is from the annotation of a GenBank genome assembly. Lineage: Eukaryota; Metazoa; Nematoda; Chromadorea; Rhabditida; Rhabditidae.